AUGUCCGAGGGUACCGGCAUCCUGGCGCUCCCCGACUCGGUGUUGGGCAGAAUCUGUUCGCAGUUCUGCCCACACUGCGUCGGGGAGGACUGCGUGGGCGGCCUCGCGCUGCCCGACCGCUACUGGGGUCCAGAGUACUUCGGUACUCUGGACGCCCUGACCAAGGUCAACGUCCGGAUCGGCCGCCUGGCCCAGCAGGCGCGCCUCCACGUCUUCUGCGCCCGCCGCAACUCCCUCCGCCGGCUCGUGCGCACGCUUCUGGAGGCCCCAGCGCUCGCCGAGCACAUCCGCGUAGUCCGACUGGGCUACAAGGACAGCGACGGAGAUGAGCGCUGCAUCCUGCGGGAGCUGGCCACCCGGGAGGCUGUCCAGAGGCUUGGCUCGCUGGCGGCGCCGGAGGCCGGUGCCGGCUUCGACUUCUCGUCCAUCCUUGGCGAGAAGCGCCUGAUGGCCAAAUUUUAUACUCUUCCGGGAGUCGAGGACUCGUUCGUUUGGGUCCCCCGGAUCCCGGAUCCCCUCUGGGGUCUCCCGCCGAUGUGGAUCCCCGUCGCGGGUUGCUUGGCCACGCAGCCCCGUCCCGUCCGAGCCAUUGACCUCACCGCCAAGGCGCGCCUCCACGCCUUCGUCCUCUUCAAGCUGGCCAAGAACAUCACCUCGGUCGCCAUCCAGAGCGAUUGGCCGCUUGGACUGUUCCCCGCCACGAAGGCCCCGAAAAUUAUAGUGAAGCAGGCCAUAACCGUCGAGCCCGGCUGCCUGCCCAACGUCGAGGAGCUGCGCCUGGACAGCGGCUAUGAGAACCCCAACCGCCACCGCCACCCCCACCGCCACGGCCAAAUGGUCAUCGUCGACGUCCGCAAGAUGACCGGCCUCCUCUCGCGCGUCCCUAACCUCCGCACCCUCCGGAUUCGCGGCGCUCACUUCACCUUUCCGGCUGAGAAAUCCGAGCUGGUGCGGCCGGUCCUCACCAACCUGACCACCCUCGACCUCACUUCGGUGGACCAGGACACCUUGACCUCCAUCCUGGCCUACUGUACGCCCGCCAACCUCAAGCAUUUCCGCUUCACCAUCGACAGCGUCGGGCGCCGUAACCUCUUCCGCCCCGGCGACGAAAUGCGAGGGCACAACAUCAUUGACCUGCUUGAGUCACACAACUUCGCCGCCAGCCUCGAGAGCCUGCACAUCGACACGACCAAGAACAUCCUCUUGGCCUCGAGGGACCCCAGAGAUUUCUGCCGCGACGGGUACGAGACGAUCGAGUCGCUCCGGUCCUUCACCGCACUCCGCCAUCUCUCCAUCUCGGCCGAGAACAUCUACUUCCCGUCCGGGUACCCGCGGGUGCUACUGCGCGACCCGUACACCGGCGACGAGGACGCGGGCCAGAGGCUGGUCAGCUUCCUCCCGCGCAAUAUCGAGAGCGUCGAGAUCACGGGUGUCUACGCGAUACACGUCAAGGACGUGGAGCAGCUGGCAGCGGCGUGUCGCAACACCGACACCACCAUGGCGGGGACGGAUGAUGAUGCCCAGUUCUGCUUCCCCAACCUGAAGCGCGCGGUCGGCGCCGAAAUCAAUGCGCACAUAGCCUCGCUCUUCCGGGAGGCGGGCGUUGACUAUCACUUCGACCGCCCCGAGUUCUUUUUUGACCAGUACGCUGGCGAUUUUGAUGAGAUGGAGAUCUGA
Molecule: messenger RNA, 1677 nt
Organism: Thermothielavioides terrestris NRRL 8126
Lineage: Eukaryota; Fungi; Ascomycota; Sordariomycetes; Sordariales; Chaetomiaceae
Exons: 3
Coding region: 1-1677 (558 amino acids)
Source: RefSeq, a predicted model, not a curated record